AUGUUCCGCAGUCAAGCCAAGGAGCUGCUGACUGAAAAGGACCGUACAGAACUGCUGCUCUCAGAAAUGUUGCCCAAGUCUGUAGCCCGGCAGCUGAGGUUGGGAAACAACGUGGAAGCCGAAACGUACGAAACUUCGACCAUUUAUUUUAGCGACAUUGUUGAUUUCAAUGAGAUUACAUUGCAUUCAGAGCCGAUGCAAGUUAUCACCCUACUCAACUCGGUUUAUAACCUCUUAGAUUCAAGGAUAGAAUGUUACGAUGUCUACAAGGUUGAGACAAUAGGCAGCGUGUACAUGGUUGUGAGUGGAGUGCCAGUGAGGAACGGCCAGCAGCACGUCGUCGAAGUUGCCGACAUGUCGCUCGAUAUUUUGGCCAACAUUGAGGAACAAAAUUUUUCAGGAUUCACUAAGAAAAUCGAGUUGAGAAUUGGAAUUCACACUGGUCCUUGUGUCGCGGGAGUUGUCGGCAACAAGAUGACGAGGUACUGCUUGUUCGGCGACACCGUCAACACUGCUUCCAGGAUGCAGUCGACUGGAAGUGCGUCAAGAAUUCAUUUGUCGGAAGAAACGCACAAAGAACUGAAGGAGUUCAAGCGUUAUAACCUCAAGAAGCGUGGAACUAUCGAGAUAAAAGGGAAAGGAAUGAUGACGACGUACUGGCUUGUAGGCAGAGAGAAGAUAUUUUAA
Messenger RNA from Helobdella robusta, 687 nucleotides. RefSeq lists its product as hypothetical. The transcript is spliced from 6 exons. Lineage: Eukaryota; Metazoa; Annelida; Clitellata; Rhynchobdellida; Glossiphoniidae. The coding region runs from base 1 to 687 and encodes 228 amino acids. Gene Ontology annotation, biological process: intracellular signal transduction; cGMP biosynthetic process; receptor guanylyl cyclase signaling pathway. Gene Ontology annotation, molecular function: peptide receptor activity; guanylate cyclase activity. The record is from RefSeq and is a predicted model, not a curated record.